AGUUCUGCAAGUGGUUCUAAUUUACUAUCACUGUUCUCUAGCUGGUCUAAAACCCCUUUUGACCAAAAGGGAUGCUUUUUGGACGCCAUGGAUGUUUCUCAGUUUCCAGGCAGAAAGAACAGUCAAAAUGCAGGUAGGGCAAAGGACAAAGCACUAGGGACAAAAUGUAUGUGAAAUGCUUUGAUACAUGUACUGAGUGAAUGUCACUUUUAAAAUUUUUUAAUUUUUUUAAUUUUCCGCCGGUUCCGUCCCUCGUACGUCCCGACGCUCGCAGGGAAUGGAACCCGGAAGAUGGAUGCCGGCAUCAGCUGGAGGAGAUGGCCGGGGACGCUGCAGGGGGGACAU
Messenger RNA from Staurois parvus, 345 nucleotides. Lineage: Eukaryota; Metazoa; Chordata; Amphibia; Anura; Ranidae. The record is from the annotation of a GenBank genome assembly.